Messenger RNA from Culex pipiens pallens (northern house mosquito), 794 nucleotides. RefSeq lists its product as uncharacterized. The transcript is spliced from 3 exons. Lineage: Eukaryota; Metazoa; Arthropoda; Insecta; Diptera; Culicidae. The record is from RefSeq and is a predicted model, not a curated record. Bases 105 to 629 code for a protein of 174 amino acids.
ACCAAAACAAAACAUUUAGCGGCAUUCUUGUCUAAAAUUUAUCAAACAAAGUCUUUUAACUUUUGCUUUAAAAAUAAUCUCAAAAACCAUCAAAGUACAACAAAAUGGUAAUUCGUGAAACUAGUGAUGUGGAAGACGACAUUUCCUCCGACGGAGGCGGCUCCGACCACAUCCGGUCCCGCAAUCGCAGCCAUCGGAACAGCGAGGACCUGGCCCGGCACCUGCUGGAACGUGGAACUCUCUACGUGGACAUGUUCCAGGCCGCCCUAAAUGACAUCAUCGAGCGAUACAGGCUCAAACAAACCGCAGUCGCAAUCUUCCGCGGUUUGCAGCGCUAUCCGGCCCUGGCCCUGGCCAUCGCCGCCGUCCUGUUCAUCCUGACGCUCCCGUUCAUGAUGUUUAUCUUCUUCACCGUGGCCACCGCCAUCAUGACCUUUACCGGGUUUGUGCUGAUCGAGGGAACGCUCGUGACGGUGGCCUCGAUGAUGCUGGUCGGAGUCCUGGUUGGGGGGUGCUGCCUGUUGGGAUUCGUUGGGGUGGCCUUUUUGAUUGGGUAUUUCGGCAUUUCGAAGGUGUACGAUUGGUUUGGGAGGAGAGAUGGCUUUAGAUCAUUUGGGCAAAGUAAUUAGGUUGAAUUUGUGUGAUUGCACGGUGUAUUGAUGCAGUAUUAUUAAUUUGAUUGGUUUUUAGUUGAAUUUUAGCACAAUGAUAAUCGUAUUCUCAAUAUUUAUUGUAAAAUAGCCAUGUAAAAGUAACCAACAUUUUAAGUCAGAAUAAACAUUUUUUAAACCUGA